This is a messenger RNA of Linum trigynum, 951 nucleotides long. The record is from the annotation of a GenBank genome assembly. Lineage: Eukaryota; Viridiplantae; Streptophyta; Magnoliopsida; Malpighiales; Linaceae.
AUGUUGCAGCAGACAUCUGGAGGAGGGGGCGGGGGGUCAAUAAUGGCGCUGAACGUGUUCAAGUUCUGCACUUUCCUGCGCGCCCUCGGUUCCAUUAUGAUCUUCUUGGUGGUGGGCGUCAUCGGGUUGACCUAUUAUGUUAUCGUCGUUCAGAAUUACGGCCCAGCUCUGUUCAAUGGCGGGGUCGAUUCGUUUGUUGCUUUCCUCGUGUUGCUUCUCUUCCAUGCUUUCUUGGUGAUGCUUGUAUGGAGCUACUUUUCCACUAUUCUGACGGAUCCUGGUGGUGUCCCGCAAACUUGGAGGCCAACAACAGAUGAGGAGGAGGGUGGUAUUGUGGAUCCAUUGGUGGAUACAGCGGCUGGUUUAGGUAUAAACAGGGAUGAAACACAGAAAAUACGAUUCUGUCGGAAGUGCAACCAGUUUAAACCACCUCGUUCCCACCACUGCUCGGUUUGCCGAAGAUGCAUAUUAAAGAUGGACCACCACUGUGUUUGGGUCGUUAAUUGUGUUGGGGCACUGAACUACAAGUAUUUCCUUCUUUUUUUGUUCUACACAUUUCUUGAAACAGCCCUUGUCACUGUAUCGUUGCUGCAUCUGUUCAUAGCGUUUUUUGGGGAUGGUGAAUUAGAUGGAACGGUAGGGGAUCUCGUGGCUACUUUUAUUGCAUUUGUUUUGAAUUUGUCAUUUGCAUUGAGUCUCCUGGGCUUUGUUAUUUUGCACAUAUCAUUGGUGUUAGCCAAUACCACGACCAUCGAGGCUUAUGAAAAGAAAACUGAUCCCAGAUGGCGUUAUGACCUUGGUCGAAUGAGGAACUUUGAACAGGUAUUCGGCACUGACAAGAGAUACUGGCUAAUCCCGGCAUAUACGGCUGACGAUUUAAGGCAUAUGCCAGCACUGCAUGGGUUGGAGUACCCAAUCAGACCCAACUUGGGUGAGCUUCAGGAGCUCUGA